AUGGACUCCUUUGACUUCCCCCCGGACAUUAUCAACGGCUGGGACAAGCUUCCACCCUUCCCUUCCGACAUCGAAACGAUUGAGUUUGACACCAUCUCACUCAAAGCAUACUGCAGAAUAAUCCAUUCCUGCAAGACUGUUGGCUUCAUAAGGGUCGACCUGUCAGACACAAAAGAUGGUAUGGAAAUGCUAGCUGCUGCCAAUGAGAUGUUCAAACUCUCUCAAAGGACUUUCAAUCUUCCUGAUGAAGAACUUCUUGCAGAUGAUGUGUUCGGCAAUGGAGAGUCUCUGCUAGGGGACAACAACCAGCAGUACUACAUCGGCUGUGGUGAUCUCGAUGGCUUUGGGCGCUCCCAAGCCAAGUACAACGACGUUCUGCAUGCCGCCUUUCCGGAAAUGAGGAAUUUCUCUUCUCUCGGCAGGUUCCUCACAAACCAAUUGCUUGACAUUCUCUCCACCGAUUUGAACCUCAAACCUACAGAUCCGCAAUUUCUUCCUAAACUCCACAGCCAUAGUAACAAUUCUGGAACCCACGUUCGCCUGUUAAAAUGUCCUGCUUCAGCCGGAGAAAAUGCAAACCUUCAGGCCCACACUGAUUGGGGAUCGCUUACAGUUCUUUUCAACGCCAUAGGAGGCCUUCAGCUAUACAUUACAGACAACCUCAUUCCUGGACAGAAAUCAGGCUGGAAAUGGGUGAAGCCUGUGCCAAGGACCUGUCUUGUCAACCUCGGUGACGCUAUGGUCAAGUGGUCUGCUGGCGAGUACAAGAGCAAUAUACAUCGAGUUUCCACUCCGCCUGGCGAGCAGCAUCCCUUCGCCAGAUACAGUUUGGCAUACUUUGUACGCCCUAAUAAUGACGUCCAACUCCGACCCCUAGGUAAACACCAAGAAUCUUUCCCAACCUUUAAAGAAUGGGCACUUCGAAGAGCUAUGGCUGGCAAUGCUGAUACAUUCAAGGAAGGUGACUGGGAGAAAGGCCAGGGAACAGAAAGUAUUGUAAGCACAGCUGCUAGGGGAUAA
Parastagonospora nodorum SN15 is the source of this 1020-nucleotide messenger RNA. RefSeq lists its product as hypothetical. The coding region runs from base 1 to 1020 and encodes 339 amino acids. The transcript has 3 exons. Gene Ontology annotation, molecular function: dioxygenase activity. NCBI's taxonomy places the organism in Eukaryota, Fungi, Ascomycota, Dothideomycetes, Pleosporales, Phaeosphaeriaceae. The record is from RefSeq and is a predicted model, not a curated record.